UUUGCCCUGUUCCAUCCCCGGCCCUGGAGUCGGGGUGUAGUUGGCUAGCUCCCUCGUGGCUCGUGGCUCGUGGGUCGGCCGAGCGUCCCGUGGAGUUCCCAGUCCCCGACGAGCACCGCGGGGCCCGGGCCACGAUGGACUUCCCCAGCUCCCUUCGACCCACGCUGUUCGUGGCUGGCCCCCUUGGUCUGAGUAAUGUCCCUGACUUGUCCUUCAUGUGUAGCUGGAGAGACGCCCUGAUGCUGCCGGAGUCCCUGCCCGAGAACUCUGAGAAUGGGGCGCCACACAUGGCCACGCAGCUGCUCUGGGAGCCAGAGACCCCUGGACCCCUUCCUCUGCUGCCUCCUGGUCCUGAUCCCUGGGACCCUGGGGUGACUGCCCAGGACCUGCUUUUCCGGGGAGGCUUCACGUUCCGAAGGAAGCCCCAAGCCGUGCUGGACGUUACGGAACAGCUCAGCCGCUUCCUGUGGGACCAUGGGGACAUAGCCUUUGCACCCCUGGGGAAGCUGAUGCUGGAGAAUUUCAAACUGGAGGGAGCACGGAGCCGUUCUAAGAAGAAGACAGUGGUCAGUGUGAAGAGCCUACUCCAGGACCUCGGUGGACACCAGCCCUGGGGCUGCCCCUGGGCUUUCCUCAGCUACCGACAGCGCCGCUUCUCCAUCCUCGGGGGCCCUGUCCUGGGCAAGUCAGUGGCCAGCCUCCUCGGGAAGCUGCUGCACGAGGAGCUGGCCGUGCGGUGGGAGCAGCUGCUCCUGGACGACGCGUUCACCGGGGGCGCUUUGGCCUGGGUGCCCGGGAGGACGCCCCAGGUGGGACAGUUGGUCUAUCCGGCGGGAGGUGCUCUAGACAAGCUCUGUUUCCAAGAGGUCAGUCUGACCUCAGGCAGUGAUGCUCAGGCUCUCGGGGACCCUGGCCACAUCCAGCUCCGAGGACCUGUCCGGCAGGUGGUGACCCGCACUGUGCAAGGGGAAACCCUGCUGGCUGUCCGCUCGGACUACCACUGCGCCCUGUGGAAGGUCAGCAAGCAGGGGCAGCCCGCCCCUCUCCAGGUGCUGCAGGCCGGGAAGGGGGCCACUGGGAUCAGCCUCAGCCCGCACCUGCCCGGGGAGCUGGCCGUCUGCAGCCGUUCCGGAGCCGUCUGUCUGUGGACCCCCCAGGGCGGGCUGCAGCAAGUCUACAAGGACCCUGAGACCCUUGUGUUCUGUGACCCUUCUCCCUGGCGCUGGGCAGACUUCACCGCUCAUCCCCGGGUGCUGACUGUGGGGGACCGCACAGGAGUGAAAAUUAUUGACACUCAGGGCCCACCCGGCUGUGGUCUGUUGCUUUUUCGUGGGGGCGCAGAGGCAUCAUGCCAGAAAGGAGAACGUGUCCUGCUGACCCAGUACCUGGGGGCGUGCAGCCCCGAGCCCCUGCUUCCUACACUCCAUCUCAUCUGUACGCAGUUUUCGCUCUACCUGGUGGAUGAGCGCCUCCCCUUGGUGCCCAUGCUGAAGUGGAACCAUGACCUCCCCUCGGCUCCCCUGUGGGCCCAGCUGCUGCCCCCGCCACGGCCCGGCUGCCCACGGCCGCUGCUCCUGGGCGCCCAGCACGGGCACCUGCGGCUGCUGCACCUUACAGGUAGGAGUCUGGGCUGGGGCAGGAGGCGGGCGGGACGAUGGGCAGGGCCUCAGCUGUCUGGCUUUCCUCCAGGAGAGGGGGCCUCUGCACCCAGGCUGGCGGGGCCCCCCCAGUCUCUCCCUUCCAGCAGCGACUCCCUCUCCGCGUUUCCCCUGCUGGAGCCCAAGAGUCAGUGGCGGCUGCAGGAGCGUCUGAAAGCGCCGACCAUCGGUCUGGCUGCCACCAUCCCUUUCCCGGCUUCCGAGCCAGUCCUGUCGCUCUUCCAACUCUCGGCAGCCGGGGAUGUCUUCCACCAGCGCCUCUGCCUCCAGGCAGACCCCGGGGCUACCCUCCAUGCCCCCACGGCUUCCUGGACUCCCCAGGCCACUGCGUGCUGCAGCCGAUGGCUGAAGGCCCUGCUGGCGGUGCCCCCACCUCCCCCUGUGUGGGCGGCACCCACCUUUUCCCACCGCCGUCUGCUGGGCUGCAUGGAGCAGAGGACGGGGGAGCGCAAGGGGCCAGAGGGUCUCCGAGCGGCCAUGGCUGGAGGGAGGCUGCUGCAGCAGAGGGACCUGGGCCCACUCCCCUCUGUGGAGCCGCCCCCUGCCCCCGAGCCGGGCCCUGAGGACGAGCUCAGCGCACGUUUGGAGGCGGCCUGGGAAGGCCAGAUGGCCGUCUGGUGGGACAGGCAGCGGGGCCUGAGCUCUGGGCCCGGCAGGCAGCCCAAGCGGCACAAGCGCCGGACUCAACUGUCCAGCACUUUCUCCUCGCUCAGCGGCCGCCUGGACCUCUCAGAUGCCACCAGCCCCCCUCGUAGCCCAGACCGGGCAUCCCCCGAAGCCAAGCCUCGACCACCGGUGACCCCGCCCUCCCAUGAGUCGACUCAGAAGCUGUGGGCUCGGGGUGUCCCCUCGGAGCGGCAGCAGACUCUCCGCGACUACAUGGCGAAGCUGCCGCUCGGAGGGGACAGCCCGCGUGGGGUCUGCUCGCCCCUCUCCCAGAGCCCCAGCCUCCGGGCCACCCCCUCCAGGUCGCAGACCCCCCAGGAAGGCACAGCCGAGCUGCCGCCGCGAAGGGCCACCCUGAGAGGUGCUGCUGUGUCCUCCUCCCAGACCUCCAGCCUCCGGGCCACCCCCUCCAGGCAGCGGGCACCCGUCCCCUCUGGCUCUCAGCCCCAGCGGAAGAAGCCACGCAUGGGCUUCUGAGGACCCCAGGGGAGCUGCUCCCCCUCCGGGGAGCCCUUCAUCCCAGACCUGCUGUGCCUUCUGUGGUUGGAAGCUGGGAAGUGGGAAAAGAGAACAGUCCCCGGGGCACAGGCCUUCCUAUUUCAGAGCAACGGGAACAGCAGGAUAGUUGUUUCCUCUCCUUACACUUUUGCUAGAAGAUCAUUCCGGAGGCAUGUUGAGUCGGUCCUUGUGGUCCUGUCCUGAAGGGCCGUGUCGUGGGGAUUCCCUCCAGGAGACGGUGGGCCGCGCUGCCCAGGAGCUGGGGCUGUUGCCCCCUGCCCCCAAGACACCAGGGUCACGGAAGGGCGCCUGCUCCUCGCCGCGCUCGCGGGGAGCUGCUGGGCGGCCGCUCAGUCUGUGUCAGUUAAGCGGCGUCCGCUGUGAUCAGACGUUUCACGGAGGGAGACACUUGGAACCCACGUUUAGGACCUGAAUAAGCCUGGCAGCGGCCCCCACAUCCCUUCCUCUGAAGCGUGUGGCUCUGUGGAAGGCUUUGCUCCCCUGUGGGGAAACCCGCCCUCAGAAUGUCCCAAGACACCAGCGUUUGCUCUAGAUUUCUCCUCGCACGUGUGAGUGCUGCUUUUCUCAGGGAACCUGGUGGAAGGAGUCGCACAGGACUCAUGCGCAUGUGAAACAACCCAGUAACACGGGGACUCACGCGGAUACUAAAAUGUCUGUAAUGCUCGGUUACACAACUUCUGCCCCAGAGACCCUGGGACGUCGCGUUCUGCUUUGAGCACAGGAACACAGUGGUGCACGCUUGCAUGGGGUCAGCAGAUGGGGGGGUGCGCCGAGUGCUCUCAGGAACUGUGACUCUUUGGAAGGAAGGGGAGCCCAGCCAAGGGGGGUGACCUGCACCCAUAGGGGGGCCUUU
Messenger RNA from Enhydra lutris kenyoni (northern sea otter), 3696 nucleotides. RefSeq names its product TATA-box binding protein associated factor, RNA polymerase I subunit C. The transcript has 14 exons. Gene Ontology annotation, molecular function: protein binding; RNA polymerase I core promoter sequence-specific DNA binding. Gene Ontology annotation, biological process: transcription by RNA polymerase I. Gene Ontology annotation, cellular component: fibrillar center. Bases 135 to 2801 code for a protein of 888 amino acids. Lineage: Eukaryota; Metazoa; Chordata; Mammalia; Carnivora; Mustelidae. The record is from RefSeq and is a predicted model, not a curated record.